Molecule: messenger RNA, 1420 nt
Organism: Prunus avium (sweet cherry)
Lineage: Eukaryota; Viridiplantae; Streptophyta; Magnoliopsida; Rosales; Rosaceae
Gene: AGL15
Product: AGAMOUS-like 15
Biological process (GO): positive regulation of transcription by RNA polymerase II
Cellular component (GO): nucleus
Molecular function (GO): protein dimerization activity; RNA polymerase II transcription regulatory region sequence-specific DNA binding; DNA-binding transcription factor activity
Source: RefSeq, a predicted model, not a curated record
UCGCCAUUUGGGGCAAAAACGCUUUCUUUUCUCUCACACACGCCCCUUUAUCUUCUCCCCAAUCUAAUUUUGGCAACCCAUCUCUUUCCCAAGGACCCUCAGAACGGCUAGAGAGGGAAAGAGCACUCUUUUAGAGAGAGAGAGAGAGACCGAGACAGAGAAAACCCAGAAAGACUUUGAAUUGGAAUUUAAGUUUUUCGGCUGUGGUUGGUUGGUUGGUUGGUUCCUUUUGUGGGUUUUGAGCAUUUGGGUAGUUUGGGUUUGGGGUUUUGAGAGAUGGGUAGGGGGAAGAUUGAGAUCAAGAGGAUUGAGAAUGCUAAUAGCAGACAAGUCACAUUCUCAAAGAGACGUGCUGGGUUGCUCAAAAAGGCUCAAGAAUUGGCUAUUCUUUGUGAUGCUGAGGUUGCUGUUAUCAUCUUCUCUAAUACUGGAAAGCUUUUUGAGUUUUCCAGUGCUGGUAUGAAGCGAACUCUUUCAAGGUAUAACAAGUGCUUAGAUUCUUCAGAGGAUGCAGCAGAAGAAUGCAAGGCAGAGAAGCAAGACUCCAAGGAGCUGGAUGUUCUAAAGGAUGAAUUUGCAAUGCUACAAAAGAAACAAGUAAGGCUAUUGGGUAAGGACUUGACUGGUUUGAGCUUGAAAGAAUUGCAGCAACUAGAACAGCAAUUAAAUGAAGGAUUAUUGUCAGUGAAGGAAAGGAAGGAGCAAUUACUAGUGGAGCAACUAGAGCAAUCAAGAGUACAGGAACAGCGUGCUAUACUUGAGAAUGAAACGUUGCGCAGACAGGUUGAGGAGCUUCGGUGUUUAUUUCCACAAACUGACCGUGCUGUCCCAUCUUAUCUGGAAUAUUAUCCUGUGGAAAAAGAGAAAUCCCUUGUAAACCAUGGUGUCACAAGCCCAGAUUUGGUCAGCAAUUUUGCAUUUGAGAAUGGAGAUUCUGACAUCACCUUGCAUUUAGGGCUGCCAAGUGAUGUUUAUGGCAAGAGGAAGGCUCCAGAAAGAGAAGCAAACUCCAAUGACUCAGGGAGCCAAUUAGCACUGUAAUUGUUUCUGAGGUUCUCUUCGCCAUAGAAUCAACAGAUGCUAGAGAUGAAUUUCAUACAGUUGAGAGUGUAGCUUAUUAGCUUUCGUCGAAAGGUCAGUAACUUGUAAAAGAGAAGGUAGAAUCCGUAGGUGACCCGAAAAUCAUCAAUGUGGAGACAUAGAAGUUCCUUUCUUGGGAAGUUUGGCUUAUGGAGAGGACGCUGCUCUAGUUAGUUAUACUAGUUUCCUUUGUAAUUUGCUUUGAGGCCAGAAUUUUUUUUUUAAAUAAUGAAAAUGUAAUCUCCUUUGGAUAUUUGCAAAUUGUAGCUCUCCUUGGACCGAUUUUAGAGUACCUAGAGUACUAUUGGAAGUUCGUUAAAUCUCAGCCAUUGUUUUGAAA